UAACAACAAUCUCUGAAUCUUCAUCCUUAUCUCUUAAACUAAUCCCUCAGUCACGUACAAAAUUGAAUACAGAGGAAGAACACACAGUGGAGAAGAGAUUUCAAUUUGUCUAAAAUGUAUGUUCCAAAAGAUCUCUUAGGGGGGUAUAAAAGUCAAAGGAAUGGAAAAAAGCAGAAUAAAUUCUCUAAUGAUCUGACUCUCGGCAACUCUGCUGCCAAGAAGGUCAGACAAGAGAUCAAGAAUUCUUUGGUUGGGCAGAAUUCCAUUGGUAACUUCAUGGGCGAUAGCUCCGCUCUCGAACUUAAUCUCGGAAAUAAGAACGGACAAAAAUUCUUUCCAUCAGAUGAGAUUACUAUCUGGGCUUGGAAUGUGAAUGGUGUAAGAGCUAUGAUCAAGAAAAAGAAGCUAGAUGACUUUUUUAAGUCAGUGAGCCCUGAGAUAUUAUGUCUAAGCGAAACCAAAAUAGAUGAAGGAGCCUUAUCCGACCUUAAACUUGAAAGAAAGAUCCCGAAGGAAUACCUACAGUAUUGGAAUUGAUGAGUUCCUCCUAUUAAAGGAUAUGCAGGCACUGCAAUUUUUACUAAAGUUAUCCCAUUAUCAGUGAAAUAUGACAUUGGAAUUCCCAAACAUGACAAAGAAGGCCGAACCAUAACUCUGGAGUACGAAAAGUUUUACCUAGUUGCUGUAUACGUACCUAAUGCAGGAUCUAGCUUAAAAUGGCUUAACUAUCGUGUAGCACAGUGGGAUGUAGAUUUCAGAAACUACCUGAAAAGUCUUGAACUAAAAGGAAAGCCAGUGAUUCUAAUGGGUGAUCUCAAUGUGGCCCAACUAGACAUAGAUGUCUAUAACCCACAAGGGUAUGAUCGGUACCCCUGAUUUACUGAAGAGGAGAGAACUUCCUUCUCAAUGUUCAAGAAUCUUGGCUUUAUUGACACAUUCAGAGAAAUAUACCCAGGGAAAAUAAAGUUCUCCUUCUGGGAUGUCAGAAGCAGCAUGAGAAAGGAGAACAAAGGUUGGAGACUAGAUUAUGCAAUUGUCUCUAAAAGUAUCUUCCCAGCUGUUGUGGACUCAGAAAUCCACACUGAUAUCUGGGGAAGCGACCAUUGUCCGAUUAGCCUUACCUUUGACCAGAGUUACAUUGAUCUGGAUGAUUUCAAAGAGGAUAUUAACUUUGAUGAAAAUGAUAGCGAUGAUAAAUCAGAGAUGGAUUUUGAAGAAGAAGAGAAGAUUAACAUGCCAGAUUUUGAUUGCGAACAAUUCUCUGAACCCAUUGAAUUAGACAAAGGACCUCCUGAGCCUACUGCUACAAUCUUUGAUGAGGACCCUAACAAGGAAAAUAUCUUUGACAAUAAAGAAUAA
Messenger RNA from Moneuplotes crassus, 1359 nucleotides. The record is from the annotation of a GenBank genome assembly. NCBI's taxonomy places the organism in Eukaryota, Ciliophora, Spirotrichea, Euplotida, Euplotidae.